Messenger RNA from Suillus clintonianus, 889 nucleotides. RefSeq lists its product as uncharacterized. The transcript is spliced from 3 exons. The coding region runs from base 74 to 652 and encodes 192 amino acids. NCBI's taxonomy places the organism in Eukaryota, Fungi, Basidiomycota, Agaricomycetes, Boletales, Suillaceae. The record is from RefSeq and is a predicted model, not a curated record.
AAUUAUAAAUGGUUAUCAAGUUUGUUCGCUACCUACUAUAUAUCUGUUCAUCCUCCCUUCACCGCGCAUCACCAUGUUCAAACGAGUCGAAAAGAAGCGCAAAAAGCUGGAAGAAGAGGAAGAGUUAGGAAUCGAUGAAGAUAUGAAGGAGUUCAUGGGGUUCAAUGACACAGAUUCAGAUGAAUCUGCAUCAGACUCGGAUUCUAGCUCUGACGGGCACUCGGACGCCGACCCAUUACAAUCAGACGAAGAGGACCUAGAGCAAGCUGGAGAUGGCAAUGAAAAUGAAGACGAGAUGGAUGAUGAUGACGCCAGUGAUGGUGAAGAACCCCCCAUCUUGCUGUCAGAAGCAUUGAGGGACCCCAUCUACGUCGUAUCGCUCGACCCAGAUGUCCGAGCCUGCAUAUUGUGCAAGGGAAAGGUCAUCAAGGGUACCCAAAUGUCGACAGUCCACAAAGCAUCUACUGCACAUAACCGACGUUUCGAGCGUUUCAAGAUCUUGGCAGCGAAAUGUGAUCAGCAGAGCGAUGCCUGGCAAAUUGCAAGGACGGUCCAGAAGGAGGCGUCACAUCCGACUGGUACUCAGAAUCGCCCUGAUACAGAGGGUGGUUUGUCGAAGCGUGCUCUCAAAAGACGAAGCAAGCAUCAAUAAAAGAGAAGCGAACGCUUCACAACAAACUUCGUGCAAAGGCGAAGGCGAAGGCAAAAAAGGCUGCCGAUAAAGCUACCUCAUCUCAAGACGCAGGUGGGAAGGAGUCAGCAGCGAGCGAGCUGCUUGAGAAGGAGAAAUCGCAAAAAGCUGGAGCUGCGCCCCGCAACAAAAAAUUGGUGAAGAAGGGAGAGCGGAAGGUCGCCGAUGUCAAAGGUCAAGACGGCGAAAAAUUGGAUG